Messenger RNA from Oldenlandia corymbosa var. corymbosa, 3204 nucleotides. The record is from the annotation of a GenBank genome assembly. Lineage: Eukaryota; Viridiplantae; Streptophyta; Magnoliopsida; Gentianales; Rubiaceae.
AUGGUAGAACAGCAGCGGAAUGGUAAGGGCCCACCUUCGAAUGGAAAUGCGGGUGGAGGCGGUCAAUACUCCAUAAAUUUGGAUAUUUUUGUUGGACGAUUACGUGCUCUUUACGCUCACUGGAAGGAAAAUAAAGAUGAGUUCUGGGGAUCUGCUGAUUUUUUUGCAAUCGCUACACCUCCUGCUUCAGAUGAUCUGCGUUACCUGAAGUCUUCAAGCCUGAACAUGUGGCUUCUUGGAUAUGAAUUUCCUGAGACUAUCAUGGUUUUUGGAAGCAAACAAAUCCAUUUUUUGUGCAGCCAGAAGAAGGCUGAUUUACUGAAGAGUGUGAAAGGAUCUGCCAAGGAGGCUGUUGGGGUGGAUGUCAUCAUGCAUGUGAAGUCAAAAGGAGAGGAUGGAACGACUCAAAUGGAUGCUGUGCUGAACUCAAUGCAUACACAGGCAAAAUUAGAGCGUCAGAGCAGUCCCAGAGUUGGUUAUAUUGCAAGAGAGGUUCCUGAAGGGGUGCUUUUGAAGAAAUGGGACGAUAAGCUGAAGAAUUCUGGCCUUGAGCUGUGUGAUGUGACCAAUGGCUUCUCUGAUCUUUUUGCUGUUAAAAGCCAGGAUGAAAUAACCUUUGUCAAGAAAGCAGCAUUUUUGAGUGCUUCUGUAAUGAAGAAUUUUGUCGUGCCAAAACUUGAGCGGGUUAUUGAUGAGGAAAAAAAAGUUACUCAUGCUUCAUUAAUGGAGGAGACAGAAAGGGCUAUUAUGGAUCCUGCCAAAAUCAAGGUAAAGCUUAAAGCUGAAAACGUGGAUAUCUGCUACCCUCCAAUCUUUCAGAGUGGUGGGACCUUUGACCUCAGACCUAGUGCUUCAAGCAAUGAAGAUCCUCUAUUUUAUGAUUCCAACAGUAUUAUCAUCUGUGCACUUGGAUCACGGUACAACAGCUAUUGUUCUAACGUUGCAAGAUCUAUUCUCAUUGAUGCCAAUAGUACUCAAAGCAAAGCUUAUGAAGUUCUUCUCAGAGCCCAUGAGGCUGCAAUUGGAGCAUUGCGGCCUGGGAAGCAAGCUAGUGCAGUCUAUGAGGCAGCUGUUGCAGUGGUUAAGAAGGAUGCCCCUGAGUUUCUGCCCAACCUGACUAAAUCUGCUGGGACAGGCAUUGGACUGGAGUUUCGUGAGUCGGGAUUGAUUCUUAAUGCUAAGAAUGACCGGCUGCUUAAAGCUGGGAUGGUCUUCAAUGUGUCGCUAGGUUUUCAGAAUUUGCAAGCUGAAUCAGAGAACCCUAAAGCUCGAACUUUUGCAUUAUUACUUGCAGAUACAGUUACUAUCACCGAUGCUAGUUAUGAGGUGGUGACUAAUUUGAGCUCAAAAAGUGUCAAAGAUGUGUGCUAUUCAUUCAAUGAAGCGGAGGAGGAAGAAGAACUGCCAAGAGCACAAGUGGAAUUGGAGGCCAAGGAACCCCAGUAUUCAAAGGCAACUUUGCGUUCAGAUAACCAGGAGAUGUCGAAAGAAGAACUCCGGAGGCAACAUCAGGCUGAACUUGCCCGGCAGAAGAAUGAAGAAACUGCCCGACGUCUGGCUGGCGUGGAUUCAGUUAGUGGAACAAACAGGAAUUCUUUGAAGACGUCCAGUGAGCUAAUUGCUUACAAGAGUGUUAAUGAUUUACCACCUCCAAGAGAGAUGAUGAUACAAGUUGACCAGAAGAAUGAAGCUGUUCUUGUGCCUAUUUAUGGGGUCAUGGUUCCUUUCCAUGUUUCUAUGGUGAAAACAGUCUCAAGUCAGCAGGACACAAACCGUAACUGUUAUGUCCGGAUAAUAUUCAAUGUACCUGGUACUCCUUUCAAUCCCCAUGAUGCCAACACAAUAAAGAAUCAGGGUGCUAUCUUCCUGAAGGAACUCUCAUUCCGCUCUAAAGAUCCACGGCACAUAAGUGAAGUGGUACAGCAGAUUAAAGCACUGAGGAAAAGUGUUGUCGCAAGGGAGUCUGAAAGAGCUGAACGGGCAACGCUGGUAACUCAGGAAAAGCUUAUACUUGCUGGUAAUAAAUUCAAGCCAGUAAGAUUGUCUGACUUGUGGAUUCGGCCUGUUUUUGGUGGUCGGGGAAGGAAGCUGAGUGGCACCCUUGAAGCUCAUGUUAAUGGUUUCAGGUAUUCAACCUCAAGGGCAGAUGAGAGGGUUGACAUCAUGUUUGGCAACAUCAAGCAUGCCUUCUUCCAGCCUGCUGAGAGGGAGAUGAUUACGCUUCUACAUUUUCACUUACACAAUCACAUUAUGGUUGGAAAUAAGAAAACUAAGGAUGUUCAGUUUUAUAUUGAGGUAAUGGAUGUGGUACAAACACUUGGUGGUGGGAAAAGAUCUGCGUAUGAUCCAGAUGAAAUUGAAGAAGAACAGAGAGAAAGAGAUCGCAAGAACAAAAUCAAUACGGACUUCCAGAACUUUGUCAACCGUGUGAAUGAUCUUUGGGGGCAGCCUCAGUUCAAAGGGUUUGACCUGGAGUUUGAUCAACCCCUAAGGGAACUUGGGUUCCAUGGAGUUCCCUUUAAGUCUGUGGCUUUCAUUGUUCCAACUUCAACUUGUUUGGUUGAGCUGAUAGAAACUCCUUUCCUUGUUAUUACUCUAAGUGACAUUGAGAUUGUCAAUCUAGAAAGAGUGGGUCUGGGGCAGAAGAAUUUUGACUUCGUGGUCGUGUUCAAAGACUUUAAGCGCCCUGUUGCUCGGAUAGACUCAGUUCCUUCCUCAUCACUUGAUGGAAUUAAGGAAUGGCUUGACACCACAGACAUAAAGUAUUAUGAGAGUAGACUGAAUCUUAAUUGGCCAACUAUUCUGAAAAGCAUAACUGAUGACCCCCAGGGGUUUCUAGACCAAGGUGGUUGGGAGUUUCUGAACUUGGAAGCUACCGAUUCAGAUUCCGAGCCUUCUGAAGAGUCAGACCAGGGAUAUGAGCCAUCGGAUGCUGAGCCUGAAUCUGAGUCGGAAGAUGAUGAUUCUGACAGCGCAUCCCUUGUUGAGUCUGAGGAUGAUGAGGACGAGGAGUCGGAAGAAGAGGAAGAGGAUGAGAAGGGAAAGACAUGGGAGGAAUUGGAAAGGGAGGCAACUAAUGCAGAUAGAGAGAAAGGGAAUGAAUCAGACAGUGAAGACGAGAGACGUAGGAGGAAAAUGAAGAACUUUGGCAAGUCAAGAGCUGGUCCAAGUAACAAUGCCCCCAAGAGACCUAAGUUCAGGUAG